AUGCGGUCGCUGUCCGUGGUCCUGAACCCGCUGCUGGUCCUGCUGCUGUUCGGAUACUGCCCUUCAGUGACCAUCCGGCCAAAGGAGGGGUGGCAGGUGUACAGCUCGGCUCAGGAUGCAGACGGGCGCUGCAUCUGCACGGUGGUGGCACCCGAACAGAAUCUGUGCUCCAGAGAUGCCAAAGGCAGACAGCUCCGCCAGCUCCUGGAGAAGGUGCAGAACAUGUCGCAGUCAAUCGAGGUGCUGAACCUGCGGACGCAGAGGGACUUUCAGUACAUCAUGAGAAUGGAGAGCCAGAUCAAAGGGCUGCGGUCAAAGUUCCGACAGAUCGAAUCGGACAGGAAGACGCUCGUCAACAAAAACUUUCAGGAGCUAAAGGGAAAGAUGGAGUCCCUGCAGCCGCUCAUCCCUGUCCUGGAGCAAUACAAGACGGACGCCAAGCUCAUCUCCCAGUUCAAAGAGGAGAUCAGGAACCUGUCUGGCGUGUUGAUGGGCAUCCAGGAGGAAAUGGGAGCCUACGACUACGAGGAGCUGCAACAGAGGGUCUUAAACCUGGAAAAUCGGCUCCGCAACUGUAUGAAUAAACUCACAUGCGGCAAACUAAUGAAGAUCACUGGGCCGCUGACAGUGAAAACUUCGGGGACCAGAUUCGGAGCCUGGAUGACUGACCCGCAAGCGUCUCCCAAAAACAACAGGGUCUGGUACAUGGACAGCUACACCAACAACAAGAUAGUCAAAGAGUUUAAAUCCAUCGCUGAUUUUGUGGCCGGGGUCGAGUCCAGAACCUACAACCUGCCUUUCAAAUGGGCUGGCACCAACCACGUGGUGUACAACGGCUCCCUGUACUACAACAAGAUGCAGAGCAACAUCGUGGUGAGGUACAGCUUCGAGACGGGCCGCGUGGUCACCCAGAGGGCUCUGGAGUCGGCGGGCUUCCACAACGUGUACCCUUACACCUGGGGGGGCUUCUCCGACAUCGACCUGAUGGCGGACGAGCUGGGCCUGUGGGCCGUGUACGCGACCAACCAGAACGCCGGGAACAUCGUCGUCAGCCAGCUGAACCCGGACACGCUGCAGAUCCUCAACACGUGGAACACAGAAUACUCGAAGAGGAACGCCGGCGAGUCUUUUAUGAUCUGUGGGACGCUCUACAUCACUAACUCCCACCUGACCGGCGCCAAGGUGUACUACGCUUACUCCACGAAAACCUCCACGUACGAGUACACAGACAUUCCCUUCCAUAACCAGUACUUCCACAUGUCUAUGCUGGACUACAACGCCAGGGACCGCGCCCUCUACGGCUGGAACAAUGGCCACCAGGUGCUGUUUAAUGUCACACUUUUCCACAUCAUUAAAACUGAGGACGACGCUUAA
Messenger RNA from Chelmon rostratus (copperband butterflyfish), 1374 nucleotides. RefSeq names its product noelin-3-like. The record is from RefSeq and is a predicted model, not a curated record. Lineage: Eukaryota; Metazoa; Chordata; Actinopteri; Chaetodontiformes; Chaetodontidae. The transcript is spliced from 6 exons. Gene Ontology annotation, biological process: signal transduction. Bases 1 to 1374 code for a protein of 457 amino acids.